AUGACGAUCAGAACAACCCGCCCGGACCGGGUACAACAUUUCCGACCCCGUAUGCACUGCCUCAAAAAGGUGGAGGCCAUUGUGGUGGAGAUGCAGGACCAGAAAGGUGGAGUUAAAGGCUCAGAGCAGAAACUCAACGUCACUACGAUCCCACAUGUUCUCGCUGGAAGCGACAUCAUUGCAUGGAUUGCCAACAAGAUGAAGACCACUCCAGAAGAGGCUCAGGCCUUUGGCACCAUGUUGGUGGCUUACGGCUACAUCUACCCUCUGCAGAACCACAAGAAGCUGGUCAUGUGCAACGACACCAGCCUCUACCGCUUCCAGGUAGAGUCCAUCAAAGCGGCAUUAAAGCAAAAGGUGGCAAACAGAUCUAUUGUUUAUCUUUCCAUCUCUCAGAAAAUCACCUUUGACCAGUACAGGCGCCAGAAUAUAUUCUAUCAACAAGCCAUCAUGAGGUCAAAGGUGAAGUCCAGUGUUUCCAUCGGAGCGUUGGUCAAAUACAUCACUACCUACAAGAACCACGACCCAUUCCUAGCUCCUUGCCUCCCCAGCAACCCCUGGCAAACCGACCAUGAUGCAUACUGGAGUCUUAACACGAGAAGAGUUGAUCUUCCUACGAAGAUGCGAGUCGAGCGCUGGUCCUUCAGCUUGUUCGAGCUUCUGAGCGACCUGCGAGGCCGAGACGACUUCAAGAUCUUCCUCAAGAAGGAGUUCAGCGGUGAGAACUUGGCUUUCUGGGAAGCAGCUGAAGAACUGAAGUUGGGAACUGCGUCUUCGAUGUCAACAAAAGCGGAGACCAUCUUCAAGACCUUCCUGGCCCCCGGAGCCCCUCGCUGGAUCAACAUCGAUGGCAGGACAAUGGGUCUGACAGUGAAGGGUCUGGACCAUCCCCACCGAUACGUUCUGGAGGCAGCUCAGACACACGUCUUCUUGCUCAUGAAAAAGGACACGUUCUUCCGUUACCUCAAGUCACCUGUGUACAAAGAUAUCCAGAAGAAGGCACUGAACCCUGAGACUCAUAACUUCAGUCCAGCCCAGCUGGAGCAAAAUGCCAACAGCCGCAGUCCAGGCAUCCAUCCCAUCAUCCUGUGGCAGCAGGAGGAGGAGGAAAAGGCCAAAGCCGCCGCUGCCUCUGCUCCGGUGGACGUCAAGGCCGUGAUGAGCAAGAUAGACAGGAAGAAGUAACACAGCUGAAACACAGGAACCAGCCCUGCAGGGUUCGCUGCACUCAUCUGUCAUGUCAAUGAAACAAGUUGGAAAGUCUAUUAAACGACGACAAGACAGAAAGAGAAAAAUUACAAGGAAUAGAC
Molecule: messenger RNA, 1310 nt
Organism: Stegastes partitus (bicolor damselfish)
Lineage: Eukaryota; Metazoa; Chordata; Actinopteri; Pomacentridae
Product: regulator of G-protein signaling 9-like
Exons: 13
Coding region: 1-1185 (394 amino acids)
Biological process (GO): positive regulation of GTPase activity; intracellular signal transduction; G protein-coupled receptor signaling pathway
Cellular component (GO): cytoplasm; neuron projection; plasma membrane
Molecular function (GO): GTPase activator activity
Source: RefSeq, a predicted model, not a curated record